Wasmannia auropunctata (little fire ant) is the source of this 1558-nucleotide messenger RNA. RefSeq lists its product as uncharacterized. NCBI's taxonomy places the organism in Eukaryota, Metazoa, Arthropoda, Insecta, Hymenoptera, Formicidae. The transcript is spliced from 5 exons. The coding region runs from base 26 to 1264 and encodes 412 amino acids. The record is from RefSeq and is a predicted model, not a curated record.
UGAUUGAUUCGCUCGGGAAAAAAUCAUGGAAGACGCAGCGACAAUCGCGCUUGAUUCCACGGUGAGAAGUCAAAAUUCGAGUCACUCGAAGGAAUCGAAGGACUCGGUGAAUUCUGAACUGAAACCGGAGAGCUAUCUGGAAUCAAAACACUCGAAAGAUAUUCUUAUCCCGGAAAAGCAACAGCUGCAGCAACAGCAUCACCUAUCAAGGCGCGCAGAGAAUCAGGAGGAUCUGCGAACGGCUUCCGAAACCAAGGAUGACUCUAAUCUACUCAUGUUCACGUCCUGCGGGCAAUUACUACUUGGUAUUGUCUUAGUCGUCUUUGGUAUCCUGGUGCUCGUCCACGGUGCAUCCUUGGGUGGAUCUGGUGCAGGACUCUGGGCAGGUGCAGCUGCCCUAGUGGCUGGUGCAUUAGGAGUGGUUGCAACAUUAGCGACCUCGUCCAGUAAAACAAAUUCUGCCUUUUCGUCUGCUCAUCUUGCGGCCAGUUUGAUCGCUCUCGCCCUCUCAAACAUGGCCACUAUAACGGCAUUAACGGCGGUCGUGAGGGAUUCACAGAGAGCACCGGAUGUGUCAUUUCUCAGUCUUUCGGGCGAUAAUAGCGAUAUGAUGGAAGUAGAUAACGGCUUGGCGGGUUUGUUAGCGAGCAUUGGCCUGUUGGUGGCUAGCGUGGCAGAGCUAUUAGUAUCCGGUUAUAGCUGCCUGACCUUGACACCGAAGUUAUGCGGCUGCCUGCGAGCGAACACUACCGACGAGAUGAUGAUCGACGGUCACCUGAAGACGCGCAAUAUGGUUCACCAGUGGGUCGUCACGCAAAAUCAUAUGCCGGCGAAAAGCCAACAGCCACCUGUCUACGUGGUACACCCGAUGCCAGUGCCAAUACACCCGAUGAUUCAGCCACCAUACGGCAUGCCAUCGACACCCGGAUUUGUACCUGCUAGAUCUAUUCCGAUGCCAUAUGGUGCUAUGCCUAUGUUAUCCCACAUGUCUCCAUACGCUGGACGACCACCAUCUCAAAUGUUCCGAUCAAAGCACAAACGUCAGCCGUUCGCAGAUCAGGAGGAAGCAAAAAGGCAUAAUGAAGUUAAAAACGAAUCUCCAAAGAUGAUCAGCGAAGAUCAAGUCGAUCUGGCGCAAACUUACACGGGAUUGGACAAGAGAAUUUCUGAGGAAUUUAUCUCGAUCGCGAUGGAUCCAGAUAAAAAAUCGAAGAUAUCUAGCUGUCCUGGCAGCGAAAUUGGAGGGGCUGCAAAAUCUUUUUGAUAACUUUUAGUGUUGCAGUAACUGAAGAAUUUGAUACAAAAAUGAAGCAUUUGCUCACGAUUUAUGCCUAUUUUAGAUACAAUUUUAUAUCGAAGAUUAUGGAUUUAAAUCAGUCUUAUAUACGUCAUUGAGUACCUCAAUCUCAAGUAUAUUAAGUUUUUAUCUGUUAAAUAUAAAAUUAUUAAAAUCCCAUAAAAAUUACUGCACUUGUUCCCAAGCAUUUGUAAAACGAAAUGUAAAAAGCGGAGAAAUAUCAAAUACUUAAUUAACAAAUAAAAUUAAUAUAAUAUUUAA